Molecule: messenger RNA, 921 nt
Organism: Rhinolophus ferrumequinum (greater horseshoe bat)
Lineage: Eukaryota; Metazoa; Chordata; Mammalia; Chiroptera; Rhinolophidae
Gene: SCX
Product: scleraxis bHLH transcription factor
Exons: 2
Coding region: 44-628 (194 amino acids)
Biological process (GO): developmental process; regulation of transcription by RNA polymerase II
Molecular function (GO): protein dimerization activity; DNA-binding transcription factor activity, RNA polymerase II-specific; RNA polymerase II transcription regulatory region sequence-specific DNA binding
Source: RefSeq, a predicted model, not a curated record
GCGGCGGAGCUGACGGCGCGCCCGCCGGCCUGUGUCUUUCGCCAUGCUGCGCUCCGCGCCGCCAGGCCGCUACCUGUACCCCGAAGUGAGCCCGCUGUCGGAGGACGAGGACCGCGGCAGCGAGAGCUCGGGCUCCGACGAGAAACCCUGCCGUGUGCACGCGGCGCGCUGCGGCCUCCAGGGCGCCCGGAGAAGGGCCGGGGGCAGGCGGGCGGGGGGCGGCCCGGGCCCCGGGGGGCGGCCGGGCCGGGAGCCGCGGCAGCGGCACACGGCGAAUGCACGCGAGCGGGACCGCACCAACAGCGUGAACACGGCCUUUACGGCGCUGCGCACGCUCAUUCCCACCGAGCCCGCAGACCGCAAGCUCUCCAAGAUCGAGACGCUGCGCCUGGCCUCCAGCUACAUCUCGCACCUGGGCAACGUGCUGCUGGUGGGCGAGGCCUGCGGCGACGGGCAGCCGUGCCACUCGGGGCCCGCCUUCUUCCACGCUGCGCGCGCCGGCAGCCCACCGCCGCCCCCCGCCCGCGACGGUGAGAACGCCCAGCCCAAGCAGAUCUGCACCUUCUGCCUGAGCAACCAGAGAAAGCUGAGCAAGGACCGUGACAGAAAGACAGCCAUUCGGAGUUAGAGACCGUGCCGCUGGGCCGGCCUCGGAGAGCCCCCACGGACCUGACUCGGGCACAGGCCUCCCGGGAGGGCGCCCACCAGGCCUGCUCGCCUCCGGCUAGGAGUGGGCCGAUGGACAGACAGACAGGCGGCGGCAGGACUCUGAGCUGGCCACAGCACUUGCCCAGGCCCACUGGAACUUUCCUGCUGGCUUCCUACCUGGGUUUUCUUCUGGUCACUACGCGCUGGCAUCUUGUGUCUUUGAUAUGAUAAUAUAAAGUCAUGAAAUUUUGUAUAAUUAAAAACAAAACAAUA